AUGGCGGUUCUGGCGGCGGCGAUGCUGAUCGCACCGAAGCAGGUCAUCUUAUCAGUACUCAGAAGUUUUCCGAGCGGCAAACCAUGGCCAGUCUUCUUUUUUGCGCGGGGACUCCUAGAAUGCUCGCCAGACGCCGUCCGUCAUAAGGUAGACUGGCUGAGGGGAUUGACAACAAAGGAAGUGCUGGAUGCCCUCUUUGCACGUGCCCACGAGGCAGAUACUCGCAUUCUGGUCGUUCAUGUGGAUGAGCUCGCCAUGCUAUUAAGCGAGAAAAGGCUUGGCUAUACUGACAGCGAUCUCAAAGGUUUUGUGAACAGCUUGGCUGACUACAACUGUGGGCAGAAGCCGCUGGGAUUGGUGGUGCCGGUCAUUACCCAUACUUCGCCGGUGAACUGGGAUCCAAAGCCAACUGGCAUACCGCUCAAGCACAUGAAUCUUGGGGCCUUCAGUUUCAACCAGUCGCUACAGUUCUUUGAAGGCAUCAAUGUUACGGACCUGGACUCGCGGCGUGCGAUUAGCGCCUGUGGUGGUCACGCAGCAUUGCUGGCGGAGAUGUGUUCAUUCAUGAAACGCUGGAGUGGUGGACUUGGUGCCCUGUUGACAUGCAGUCGUCUUGAGCUCCACCGGAAAGCCGUCAAAGCAACGGGCAUGUCCAAGGAAGACAUCAUAUCAUUGCUCAAUGUCAUCCUCUUGCAAGAAGUUGUCUCCGAAGGCAGAAUUCUAGGCUAUUCUCAGAGGGGUCUAAUCCUCCUUGAGAGGGAUGACGAUAGGUAUUGCGUUUCAGUCCCAUACCCAUACUUGUUGAACCUGCUGCAGUUGCUGGAUCGACCAAAACGUUUCGAGCACCUGGAGUGGACUGGCAACACUCCAGCAAAGAACAGCUGGGCUACGAAGGCAUUCGAAGCUCUCUGUGCCAUUCGGAUUGCCAUCGAAAUGAAGGGCUUCCCCUACGAUUCGCCAUGUGAUCCUCAAAGUGUAGCGACCACAUUCAUAACAGACAAGCAGUCUCGUGUCUGCCUUGCAAAGAAACAGAACCAGGCAGGUGUGGACGCCAUCGGGGUUCAUCGUGAUAUGAUGAUUUUGUUGCAAUGUAAAUACCCAGAAAUGGAUUCCACAGUGCAAGAAUGGAAGGAGGUCGAGCAGUUCAUGAAUUUCAUAGAAAAAACGGGUGUGAACUGGACCAAGUCAGCAGGGUGCAACCAAAUCCGUGCCAUCUUUGCCACUGGGAGGGCACCGCGAGAUUACACGUCCAAACGGCCAACUGAGCUUGAAGUUGACGGUGUGCAUAUCUCUUACACAGUCUAUGCGAAGACCGAGAACCGAAAAGGCUGUGCAAUCAGGACGAUGCCGAUCAGUACUUGGAUUCCUGCAAGCAUCAUGUGCUUCUGA
Messenger RNA from Symbiodinium natans, 1389 nucleotides. NCBI's taxonomy places the organism in Eukaryota, Dinophyceae, Suessiales, Symbiodiniaceae. The record is from the annotation of a GenBank genome assembly.